Molecule: messenger RNA, 225 nt
Organism: Protopolystoma xenopodis
Lineage: Eukaryota; Metazoa; Platyhelminthes; Monogenea; Polystomatidea; Polystomatidae
Source: the annotation of a GenBank genome assembly
AUGUCUUGCAGAAAAGUAAUGGCUGAACGGCUUGUCUUCGAUGCGCAACGCUUCAAUUCUCGGCGGCCGGCAGUUUGGUACACGCCACAUAAGACCCCUCGACAGGAGUGCAUUGACGAAGAUCGGAUUAAGAGAUCAAAACUUCACCCUCCGCAACCGGGCCACUUGUAUGAAUGGGUUCUGACACGAAUGGGUCGUCUCGACGCCUAUCCGUAUCGAAAUUAA